Molecule: messenger RNA, 603 nt
Organism: Suhomyces tanzawaensis NRRL Y-17324
Lineage: Eukaryota; Fungi; Ascomycota; Pichiomycetes; Serinales; Debaryomycetaceae
Gene: ATP5
Product: F1F0 ATP synthase subunit 5
Exons: 1
Coding region: 1-603 (200 amino acids)
Biological process (GO): proton motive force-driven mitochondrial ATP synthesis
Cellular component (GO): membrane
Molecular function (GO): proton-transporting ATP synthase activity, rotational mechanism
Source: RefSeq, a predicted model, not a curated record
AUGCUCCGUACAUUCACCCGUUCCUUGUCUAGUGCCAAGCCACCAAUCCAAUUGUUCGGUAUUGACGGUACUUAUGCCAGUGCCUUAUACUCGGCUUCCGUUCAAGAAUCCUCCAUCGAACAAUCUUUCCAAGCAUUAACCAAGAUCAAUGGUUUACUCGAAUCCGACCACAAGGUCAGAGAAAUCUUGGUCAACCCAGUCUUGACCAAGGAUGACAGAAACGUUGCCAUCAAGACCAUCUCACAAAACUUGAAGUUGGACAAGACCGUCACCAACUUCUUGAACGUUUUGGCUGAAAACAACCGUUUGAGCAACUUCGGUGCUAUCUACGAAAAGUUCUCGUUGUUGAACGAUGCCCACAAGGGUGUUGUUGAAGCCAAGGUCACCUCUGCCAAGCCAUUGGACUCCAAGAUCUUGAAGAGAUUGCAAACCUCCAUCGGUAAGUCUUCAUUCGUUGGUGAAGGUAAGACCUUGAAGUUGAGCAACACUGUCAACCCAGACAUCUUGGGUGGUUUAGUUGUUGAAGUUGGUGACAGAACCGUUGACUUGUCUAUCUCCGCCAAGGUUGCCAAGUUGAACCAAACCUUAAACGAAGCAUUAUAA